AUGAUUAUCCCAAUCCGCUGCUUCUCGUGUGGAAAGGUCAUCGCAGACCUCUACGAACGCUACGUCGAACUGAUCGGCACACCGCAAGACAACGGCGACACCAUGUCAGAUGGCGACGCUAUGGAUCAACUCGGCCUGAACCGCUACUGCUGCCGCCGCAUGAUGCUCACGCACGUCGACCUCAUCGAGAAGCUCCUGCGAUACAACCCAGCGGAGCGCGAUAUCAUCAAACAGGGAAACAGGUGA
Messenger RNA from Fulvia fulva, 246 nucleotides. Its product is annotated as DNA-directed RNA polymerases I, II, and III subunit RPABC5. The record is from RefSeq and is a predicted model, not a curated record. Gene Ontology annotation, cellular component: RNA polymerase I complex; RNA polymerase II, core complex; RNA polymerase III complex. Lineage: Eukaryota; Fungi; Ascomycota; Dothideomycetes; Mycosphaerellales; Mycosphaerellaceae. Gene Ontology annotation, molecular function: DNA binding; DNA-directed RNA polymerase activity; zinc ion binding. Gene Ontology annotation, biological process: tRNA transcription by RNA polymerase III; transcription by RNA polymerase II; transcription by RNA polymerase I. Bases 1 to 246 code for a protein of 81 amino acids. The transcript is spliced from 3 exons.